Molecule: messenger RNA, 438 nt
Organism: Symbiodinium necroappetens
Lineage: Eukaryota; Dinophyceae; Suessiales; Symbiodiniaceae
Source: the annotation of a GenBank genome assembly
AUGCACCGUUUCUUUCGCCGCAAGCCGGCAGCCGGGGCUCCUCCUUCAGCGCCGGACUCCAAGGACCUGGCCAAGGAGGAGGCUCUCGAGGCCGAAACCCGGGAGGCAGAGGCCGCCGAGAAGAGGGCGGCGGAGGAAGCCAAGGAGGCCAAGGAUGCUGCUCGCAGGCUCGAGGAUGCCGUCUGCCGGGCAGAGGAGCGGUUGCGUGCGACCGGCCCUGCCUCGGCCUUACGCGGCGAGGAGCUGAAAGGGGAGCUAAGGGACCUGGAGACAGAAGCGGAGGCGCUGCGGGCGCAGGACAAAACGUCCGCCCUGCGGCUCUCCGCGCUGCGCCAGGCGAUGCCGGCAGAAGACCUGCGGUGUCUCCGAGGGCAGGAAGAGGCGGUGCGCGACGAGACGCGAGAGGCCGCAAGUCUCCUUGCCGAGCUUCGAGCUGAG